Penicillium canariense is the source of this 1386-nucleotide messenger RNA. RefSeq names its product proteasome regulatory particle base subunit RPT5. Gene Ontology annotation, molecular function: proteasome-activating activity; ATP binding; ATP hydrolysis activity. The record is from RefSeq and is a predicted model, not a curated record. Gene Ontology annotation, biological process: proteasome-mediated ubiquitin-dependent protein catabolic process. Gene Ontology annotation, cellular component: proteasome regulatory particle, base subcomplex. NCBI's taxonomy places the organism in Eukaryota, Fungi, Ascomycota, Eurotiomycetes, Eurotiales, Aspergillaceae. The transcript has 3 exons. Bases 1 to 1386 code for a protein of 461 amino acids.
AUGUCGACCCUUGAGGACCUCGACGACCUCGAGCGCGAGACCAGAGACAAGAAGCAAGAUCAGGGCGAUGGCGACGGCAAGAAGGCCAGCGAUGACGAUGCCGAGAUGCAAGAUGCUGAAAAGAAGGAGGAUGAGGAGGAGCUGCUAGAUGACGAGAUUCUGCACUCAAGCACGGCGGAUAUUGUCAAGAGGCGGCGGAUGCUGGAGAACGAGAUGCGCAUCAUGAAGAGCGAGUUCCAGCGGUUGACACACGAGCAAAGCACAAUGCGGGAGAAAGUCAAGGACAAUCAAGAAAAGAUCGAAAACAACAGACAACUACCAUACCUUGUUGGCAACGUGGUCGAGCUGCUGGACCUCGAUGUAGAGGCCGAGGCCGCGGAGGAAGGGGCCAACAUCGACUUGGACGCCACCCGCGUUGGCAAAUCCGCCGUCAUCAAGACCUCGACCCGGCAGACUAUCUUCCUUCCGCUCAUCGGUCUGGUCGAUCACGAGACGUUGAAGCCCGGUGACCUCAUCGGUGUCAAUAAGGACUCAUACCUCAUCCUCGACACACUACCAGCCGAGUAUGACAACCGCGUCAAGGCGAUGGAGGUCGAUGAGAAGCCGACGGAGAAGUACACGGAUAUCGGUGGAUUGGACAAGCAGAUUGAGGAGAUCGUCGAGGCUAUUGUAUGGCCGAUGAAGGAGGCGGAGCGCUUCAAGAAGAUUGGCAUUAAGGCACCGAAGGGUGCUUUGAUGUAUGGCCCUCCUGGAACCGGCAAAACUCUCCUUGCACGAGCCUGUGCCGCCGAGACAAACGCCACCUUCCUCAAGCUCGCCGGUCCACAACUGGUGCAGAUGUUCAUUGGUGACGGUGCCAAGCUCGUCCGCGACUGCUUCGCCCUCGCUAAGGAGAAGGCUCCCUCAAUUAUCUUCAUCGAUGAGCUGGACGCCGUCGGCACAAAGCGUUUCGACUCCGAGAAGUCCGGUGACCGUGAGGUGCAGCGUACCAUGCUGGAGCUUCUGAACCAGCUGGACGGCUUCGCGUCUGACGACCGCAUCAAGGUCCUGGCUGCGACCAACCGCGUGGAUGUUCUGGAUCCUGCCCUGCUCCGUUCCGGCCGGCUGGACCGUAAGAUCGAGUUCCCGCUGCCGAACGAGGAGGCCCGCGCCAAUAUCCUGCAGAUCCACUCGCGCAAGAUGUCUGUCGAAGAUAGCGUCAAUUGGGCCGAGUUGGCGCGCAGUACCGAUGAGUUCGGUGGUGCCCAGCUUAAAGCCGUGUGCGUGGAGGCUGGCAUGAUUGCGCUGCGGAAGGGCAUGAGCAAGGUGGGACACGAGAACUAUGUCGAUGCCAUCGCUGAGGUCCAAGCCAAGAAGAAGGAUACGAACAUGGGAAUUUACGUCUAG